CCACGUUUUAUUCUGACCCUGUGGUCCUCCUGGGGAAGCUGCAGCUUGUCAGCAUGGCUCAGGAGUUUGUGAACUGUAAGAUCCAGCCUGGGAAGGUGGUCGUGUUCAUCAAGCCCACCUGCCCCUACUGCCAGAAGACCCAAGAGAUCCUCAGGCAACUGCCUUUCAAACCAGGGCUUCUGGAAUUCGUGGAUAUCACAGCCACCAACAACACCAAUGAAAUCCAAGAUUAUUUACAACAGCUCACCGGCGCGAGAACAGUUCCUCGGGUCUUCAUUGGUAAAGAUUGCAUAGGAGGGUGCAGCGAUCUAAUGGCCAUGCAGCAGAAUGGGGAGCUGAUGGCCCGCCUGAAGCAGAUAGGAGUGCUGCGGUAAUGGCAGGAAGGCAGCAGACCCCAUGCUGAGAGCAGCUGUCCAGCCAUGCUGACAUCAGUGCCUGAGAGCUGACCUGUAUCACAAAGAUGUCAAGAUCUCCUGGUGACUGGGAUUUUGAACAAAAACAGCUUUUAUUUCUUCUUUUCUUCAGCACUAAAAACUGUUGCAAUUUGCUUUUACCCACCCAGCCAAUCAGCUUAACAGACCAUGCUAGUUAGAUUAUGCAUUCUUCAUGUACCACCGUGUCUCCACCUCUGAGCCCAUGCCUCUCAACCAAGUUUGUCUAAACCUCCAGUGAAUCUGUUGCUGGCUCUCUGCUAGAACUGGGCAGCUGAAAUAAUUUUGCAGAACUCAGCUUUAUCAAGUGUUAAGUCACACACAUGCAUCACCCACCCCCACCCCCAUCCCACUUCUGUAAUCACUGCUCUGAAUCCGCGUGCUCAGUCUUGCCCUCUCCAGAGCUCGCAGAAGGCUGUCCGCAUUUGUAUGAGGAUGCUCUUUGAGAAGUCAGAUGAAGCAGCUGGGCACAGCUGGUCCUCACUGCGGCCACAGAGAGGGCACAGCAGAUGGCACAUUCAGCACCGUGUAAAGGUGAUUGCCCAGAAAAUUCCAAGCAGCUGUGUGUUGAUCUGAGUUAGACUAGCAGCAAAAUUAAAUAUGGAAUGCAAAAUUGUAAAACCCUGCCUCCAAGAAUGUCUGUGAAAGAAGUCAAGUUUUCAAAACCUCCCUAGAUGAUUCCCUCCAUCCACACUUUAAGUUUUGCUUCGAUGUCUUGCAGUGAUGGAGCUGCAGGUCCCUUCUCUAUCUCCUCACCCGAAGGGCUCGUUCCUAAUAAAGAUGUGCCUGGAAGUGACUAA
Messenger RNA from Mesocricetus auratus (golden hamster), 1231 nucleotides. RefSeq names its product glutaredoxin (gene Glrx). The transcript has 3 exons. The coding region runs from base 54 to 374 and encodes 106 amino acids. The record is from RefSeq and is a predicted model, not a curated record. NCBI's taxonomy places the organism in Eukaryota, Metazoa, Chordata, Mammalia, Rodentia, Cricetidae.